Molecule: messenger RNA, 435 nt
Organism: Lasiodiplodia theobromae
Lineage: Eukaryota; Fungi; Ascomycota; Dothideomycetes; Botryosphaeriales; Botryosphaeriaceae
Exons: 2
Coding region: 1-435 (144 amino acids)
Source: RefSeq, a predicted model, not a curated record
AUGGCGCAAGCCCACGACCAAGCCUUGGAGUCCGAGCUCCACACCUGCGCCCUCAUGAUCGACCAGAUCAAAGCCAACGCCCGCGUCCUCUUCGGCUGCCGCUACACCUACGACGUCGCCAUCGGCCACGGCGACGACGGCGGCUACCGCGCGCUGCUCUUCCGCCACGACCGCCAGCAGCAGCAGCAGCAGAACCACCGCAAUGGCAGUCAGCGCAACGUCAGCACCAACGCCAACAGCAACAACAGUGGCAAUGGCAGUGGCGGCGUCGGCGGUAACAGCGGAGGCUGCGCACCGGACGGACCGAGGGGAACCAGGUUCCAGGAGCUGCGGCGGGCGCACGCGCUGCUGCGGCUGGCUAUCGCGCCGACGAGGCGCGAGGCGGUGCGGAGCGUGUUGGGGUGGACGGAGGAGUUGAUUAGCGGCGGAGGUUGA